GCUAUUAAAGAAUGGCCGAUUAAAAUGUGACGGUGAAUCGAUAUUGCUCAUUUUAAAUUACAAAAUAAUUAUUAAAUCAGCAAAUGUCUGAAGUAUGAAUACCGUUGUGUCUCCGUUGAAAUGCCAAAAUAAUAUUGAAAUUCAAUAUGAUGGAUAGAAAGCAUCUACUUUAUAUACUAUGUGUAAUUGCCCAAUCUAUGUACGAAUUCUAAAUCAGCUCCGUUCAAAGUGGAGUUCAGCACAGAAAUAUGGCUUCGAAAGGCGUGUGUGAGGAAAAGAAAGACGCUGAUAAUAAUGAGGAAUCCGAUGUUGUUCCAGAUUUCGAACCUGGGGCAUCUCUUGAAAGUAUGCUUGUUACAACUGAUUCUUUUGAAGAACUGGAACAAGAAAUGGAUUCGAGUUUUGAUGAAAGGCAGAUGAAAGAAAGCACCACCAGUACUAUCAGUGAAAUUCAAGAAGAAUUAAAUGAUACGACUGUCCCAGAGGACUCAAGUUCUGAACAGGACGACAAGAUAAUUGAAAAUGAUGAAGUGGAAGAAAUAGCAUCACAGUUAAGUGAAACAAGCCUCACAUCUAAUGAAGAUGCUAAUGCUGCAGCCACCCCUGUUGGGUCUUUGCCAGAAGAAGACUACUGGCAGAACCCUGAAUGGAAGGAAAGGAAGAAACAUGUAUUUAUUCUUAGUGCAGCUGGGAAACCGAUAUAUUCAAGGUAUGGGACUGAAGAUAAGCUGGUGACCAUAUUUGGUGUAAUGCAGGCAUUGGUGUCCUUUGUACAAACAAAUCAGGAUACAAUUCGGUCAAUCCACACAGGGAACUCUAAGUUUGUUUUCCUUAUAAAGGGUCCUAUUAUCCUUGUUUCUGUUUCAAGAACAACAGAAAGUGUAUCACAGUUAGUUCUUCAACUCACGUAUGUCUAUAACCAAGUUGUAAGUGUUCUCACAUCAUCCCAACUGAACAGAAUUUAUGAACAGCGGCGGAAUUAUGAUUUGCGUCGCCUGUUAGCUGGUGCUGAACGAUUGAUUGAUCACCUCUUGAACUUUAUGGAACGAGAACCAGCAUUUCUUCUUGGUGCAGUCAAGUGUUUACCAUUGACACCAUCUGUAAGGGAUUCCAUAACACAGACUAUAGUACAAACCUGUGGAAAAAUUAAGAACCUUGUAUUUGCCAUACUGCUUGCCAAGAGUCAGCUGAUUACACUCGUACGCAUGAAGAAAUACUUCAUUCAUCCAGCAGAUCUCCACCUGAUUUUCAACCUAGUGAAUUCAUCUGAGUCAUUCAAAGCAUCAGAGAGCUGGACACCCAUAUGUUUACCCAAAUUUGACUCAAGCGGGUUCCUGUAUGGCCACGUAUCCUACCUGUCAGAUGAUUGUCAGGCGUGUCUUCUACUGCUGACUGUGGACCGGGAUGUGUUCUUCACACUGUCAGAAGCAAAGCAGAAAAUUGUGGAGAAAUUGCGACGUAGCAACUGUCUGGAAGCAAUUAACGAGUCUGUGAACCGACCGAGCUAUACGGCAUCACAAGUAGGGGUGCCUGAAAUGCGUCAUUUUCUGUACAAGUGCAAGUCAACAGCACAGUUUUGGAGUCCAGCACUGGAGCCCCCGUAUCAUACUACGGAGGAGUCACAGCGGCUGCUUGGUCUGUACCAAGCCUUGCAUCACCACCUCCAUGCUGCAUCAAGACCUCUGAAGCUGCUGCACCAACAGCUUGACAAAGAGACAAUGCUGGGCUGGGUUACUUCUGGUUUUGAAUUGUAUGUAACAUUUGAACCUCUAAUCACGAAGCACAGUGCUAUCAAUGCUGUCAACAAACUUCUGAGAUGGAUCAAGAAGGAAGAAGACAGGCUGUUUAUUCUCAAUGCACCCACAUUCUAAUAUGGUUCAGAUCUCUAAAACUGUGGUUCCCACAGUGGGGCAAAGGAUCUGUGUGAUUCACUUUCCAGAAAAUGUAUGGGAACCACUGGAAAAAGAUGAUUCCUUAUUUUUAAGCUGAUUAUAAUUUAUAUUAUCUAUACAUCUGUGACAUAAUGUAUGUAUCAUAUACAUAGCUUAUUUUUUAAAAUAAUUUGAUUUGCUGGAAAUUUGUCUUACCAUCAUAUCCAUAUUGUGCCGUUUUUGAGGUGGCCAAGGGAGUAAAUAAUUUUUUAAUAUAGAUUAAAACAUCUUCUGGGAUGUAACAAUGUAUAGUCUGGUAGAAGUCCAAGAACAUUUUGAAGAAACAGUCAUUUUCAGGGUUCAAAAAUAAGCAAAGCAAGAAACCUGCAAGAAGCAGGUUGCAACCCAUCAGUUUUGCUUGCUUUACUGUUCACCCCAAAAUAUGAAGGAAAUACAUUCCUCCAAAACAUCAGUGGACUUCUGCUAGACUGCAUGGCCUUACUGUUUUCUUCAUUCUUACUGCUGUGAGAAUUUUGUAUCAGAUAGACAUUAACUACCUUUUUGAAUUGUUUGAAGUGUCAAAAUAUUUCACAGAAUAUAAUGGUAACCUGGUAUGCCAAACUCUGGUAGAAAGACUGCUUUGUUGGAACAUUACUGACUGUAAAAUUGUAGUUUCAUUGGCAGUAGUAACAUAUGUAGGGCAUAUAAUAAAAUACACAAACGAAAGCCGGGCGAUCAUAUUUGUUCUGUGUAUCAACAUUAGGGCAGCACUGAUUUAAACAUUCAUUAAAUGACAUAAGAUAUUUUGAGACUUUUGACAUUAAACAUAACCCUUUAUAUGUCUGGAAAGUAUAUUCAGAAAAAUGGUAAAUAGUUCAGAAACUUCCCUGUCUUUGCUGUCAUUCAGAGUCACUAUUGUAGAUUCUGAACCAGUCUGCAUAUCUCAUUCAUUAACCAUAUUGUUUGCCUAAACAGAAAUCAGCUAGAUUUGUAACUUUAAAAGUUAUAUAUUUAUAUAUUUACACUUCACAAACUGUAAAUAUCUGGAAGUGUCUAACCUAACCUCAAACAUAGAAAUCUAUAGUGACUUGAGUGUUGUCAAAUUUCACUUAUCAAGUACAAUUGUGUUUCAUUUAUGGCAAUGAAACUGAAACAUGUCACAUGUAAACAGAGUCACACACCAUUGUAUCUAUAUCCAUGGCCAUUCAUGAUAAUCUCAUCUCUCAUUAAGUACUAUAUAGUUAGUCCAUGUAGUGGAUGGAUCAUCUAUAAAUAAAUUAAUCCAAACAGUAGGUGGUUUUGUAGGCAAGGUCAGGAAUACAUUUUUGAGGAUAUUCUUCGGUUACUGUGAAGAAAUAACAGGCAUAGUAACUUUAAAAUUACAGGGUAUGGCGGCUGGAACUUGAAUUACAAAAUUAAAGUUUGCACAUGUAAUUACAAGAAGUGGAAUGAGGGUUUCAAAUUUCACCCAUAAUUUCCACCACAUAUUUGAACAUCGCUUUAACAGUUUGGCUACAACAGACAAGGCUCUUGCACUCUCAUAUAUAUGUUUUCUUUUAUUGCUAGUGGGGCGGGACUAAGUCCCUUGUACUGCGGCCACUUCUGGCCUAUUGUACCAG
Cryptotermes secundus is the source of this 3490-nucleotide messenger RNA. RefSeq names its product protein SAND (gene Mon1). The transcript is spliced from 8 exons. The record is from RefSeq and is a predicted model, not a curated record. Lineage: Eukaryota; Metazoa; Arthropoda; Insecta; Blattodea; Kalotermitidae. Gene Ontology annotation, biological process: endosome to lysosome transport via multivesicular body sorting pathway; protein targeting to vacuole. The coding region runs from base 249 to 1871 and encodes 540 amino acids.